This is a messenger RNA of Colias croceus (clouded yellow), 596 nucleotides long. Its product is annotated as chorion class CA protein ERA.2-like. Lineage: Eukaryota; Metazoa; Arthropoda; Insecta; Lepidoptera; Pieridae. Bases 14 to 406 code for a protein of 130 amino acids. The record is from RefSeq and is a predicted model, not a curated record. The transcript has 2 exons.
AGUAAUUUACAAAAUGCGUUAUCCUAUUGUUUUCGUAUUUGUAUUUUGCUUGUUGAAGCACGCUACAUCUCAAUGCAUUGGAACGACAUCUUUACGAAACUUUUCACCAGCUUGGCAGAACACAAAUCUAUACCCUUACAAUCAACCUAUUUGUUCACGGCCAGUUUACAAUCCAACUACUUACGUCACAUCUGACAUUCUAAAUGUACCGGUACCGUGUGAUUAUGAAGUACCGUACGGUGGGUAUGGGGAAGGUUACGUAGAUAUUCUUGGAGAAUUACCGGUACAAGGUUCAACACAUAUCAACGGUCAUGUACCCGUUCUCGGUAUGGCCACAUUUAGCGGUAACGUACCGGCCAGUGGUAUAAUCACUAUUACUGGUAAAUGUGGCUGUGGAUGUGAAUGAUUGUAACGUAUUGAUGGUAAUGUUUCUGAUUGUUAUUAUAUUAGUAAUGAUUGUAGUAUUUUGUAGAUUAUCUGACUGAAAUUUUUAAAGUUUCUUGAUGUUAUAGCCUAAUGAUUUAUCAAUUGCUCCACUAAUAACGUAAUACGAGCAGAUAGAAGACUCAUGUUUUUAUGUUGUGUAAUUAAGAAGU